Messenger RNA from Lolium rigidum, 903 nucleotides. Its product is annotated as chaperone protein dnaJ 11, chloroplastic-like. The transcript has a single exon. NCBI's taxonomy places the organism in Eukaryota, Viridiplantae, Streptophyta, Magnoliopsida, Poales, Poaceae. The coding region runs from base 187 to 588 and encodes 133 amino acids. The record is from RefSeq and is a predicted model, not a curated record.
GCUGAGUCACGCCCCCCAUCUAAACCUCUCGCAAGAAUCAAGCAAGCCAGCGCGUUAUAAAACCGAGCCCGGAAGCCGACCAUGUUCCCAUCUCACUCUCACCUGCAUACUUUUCCUCUUUCCCCUGCAUUCAUCGACUCGUGAUUCUUUCGGUCUUUCCUCUCCGCCAUGAUCUAAGCCCCUCCGAUGAUGCACGCCCCGGCGGCUUCAAGCUUCGCUCGGGCCUCCCGCUGCUCCUCCCGAAGGGCGACGGUCCGGUGCGCGGUGGCCGUCGCGUCGGCUCCGGUCGGAAGCUGCACGCUGUACGAGGUGCUGGGGCUGCGCGCCGGCGCUACGGGAAGCGAGAUCAAGGCCGCGUACCGGCGCCUGGCGCGGAAGCUGCACCCGGACGUGGCCGGCGCGGCCGGCGACGACGACUUCAUCCGGCUCCACCACGCCUACGCCACGCUCUCCGACACGGACGCCCGCGCGCGCUACGACCGCGACGUCGUCGCCCAGGCCUACGCGCAGCCGCCCGCCUCCAGGCCGUCGCCGCACAGCGUCUGGGGACGGCCUCGACGCACCUGGGAGUCCGACCAGUGCUGGUAGAUAGACCCGACCUUGAUCGGCAGCUUUUGGUCCUUGCAAAUACUGUAGCUGUACCUCCCUUGACAAAAUCGACGCCCCGCGCUCUCUAGCCGCCGUGCGGCCAUGGCCGAUCACCAUAGAAUUUUUGUUACGGUGAACCAACCAUGCGUCUGUACAUGUAACCUCCUCCGCUUCUCUGAUUUCUGAAUGUGCAGUGCAUCUUCAGAAAGAUAGAUAUGUACUUAGAAUCAAUCAACAUGUGUUGCUGAUAUGUAAUAGCAGCAGCAGUCUGAUCUUUCGGUUUGAGUAAAAUCUAAUCCCUUCUUGCCGAUGCCA